AGCUUUACACGAGCUUUGGAGCCAUAGCGGUAUACAAACAGUAGAAGAUGAUUGUGGCCUUCUAUUAGAAAUAAUAGAAGACUUAACAAUGGAAGAAAAUCUUGAUAAUGAACGAAAGCAGCAUUUAACCUCAUUACAAGAUAUCGAAAAGGAGUUAAUUUAUUAA
Messenger RNA from Ambispora leptoticha, 166 nucleotides. Lineage: Eukaryota; Fungi; Glomeromycota; Glomeromycetes; Archaeosporales; Ambisporaceae. The record is from the annotation of a GenBank genome assembly.